AUGCGACUUCCUCUAGUAUAUAUGGGCCUCCCUACGACAAGCCGAAGUGGGAGCGCGAACGCGUCCUUCACCACAGCGUCGCGCGAAACAACACACAGCGUCGCCGCAUCUGAUAUACCGCUAACGGCCGCAACCUCGCCAUAUGGCAGGUCAACAGUGGGCGCAGGACGUCCAAACAGCUUUCCACACCGACCCAGCAUUGGCGACAAGGAUUAUCGAUACGGCAAAUCGAUACCAACGCGACAUGUCGUAGCUACGGGUGGUGGUGGUGGCAGUGGUAGUGGCAGCGGCAGCGGUGCGCAGGCGACGAACUCGAAGAAGCGCAAAUUGGACGAAGCGACUUCGUCAAAUCACCAGUCGACCGCGAAUGGCACCCACAGCUCUCAUAUCGCCCAGCCCGCGUUGGCCUUUGAAUGCAAGAAUGUCAGCUGUGCAGUCCCAGCGAGGAAGAAGCUGAAGCUGCAGAUCAUAGCGGAUCAAUCAGAACCGAGGAAGAGGGAAGUGCGCUUGCUGAACAACACCACAAAUGAGACCGAGUACACCCUUUCGAACGCGCAGAUCGACCAAGUAUUCUGCCUUCCAGUACCAGAGAAACAACAACGACAAUCGAAUUUCGUCAUCUUGCCCAAAGCAGGCGCGACAAACCCAGAUGGCACACCAUGCGAGCAGAUCGUAUUUACCAUGAACGAAACGAAGCCCGAUGACGCCAACUCCUCGACGCGCGCAAAGGUGGAAGGAGACACAUACAUCACAGUGACAGACGCAGAGCUCAACGCUCUACUUCAACCUGAUCGAAGACAAGUCAUAAAACCCACCGAAGCCGAAUUCGCAAGCAGCAUACCCCAAUCCCAUCGAAAAGGCGAGAAGGGAUAUCAUGUCAAAGCACAUCGAGGCACGAAAGAGGGCUACCUCUUCUUCCUCCCCAACGGCAUCCUCUUCGCCUUCAAAAAACCUUUAUCCUUCUUCCCCUUCUCCGCCAUCGAAUCCAUCAGCUACACAUCCGUGCUCCAACGAACUUUCAAUCUCGUCAUCGCAGCAUCCGAUUCUCAAGAGAUCGAAUUCAGUAUGCUCGACCAAGCGGAUUUCGCGGGUAUCGACGAGUACAUCAAACGUCAUCAGCUGAAUGAUGCGAGCAUGGCUGCAACGAGGAGGGCGAAGGAGUAUAAUGUGAACAAGGAGAAGAAGGGGGAGGCGAAGACAAAUGGUGAAGAGGUGGGUGGUGAUGCUGUGGGCGAGGAUGGGUUGACGGAUUUGCAGAGGGCGGAGCAGGAGUUGCAGGAUGCUGAAGAUGAGGAGGAAGAGGAUUAUGUGGAGUCUGGAGGUGAGAGUGAUGGGGAGGGUGAGGAUAGCGAGGAGGAGGAAGGUGGAGAGGUGGAUGGCGAGGAACAUUAUGAGGACGACGAAUGA
This is a messenger RNA of Pseudocercospora fijiensis CIRAD86, 1407 nucleotides long. RefSeq lists its product as uncharacterized. The transcript is spliced from 4 exons. Lineage: Eukaryota; Fungi; Ascomycota; Dothideomycetes; Mycosphaerellales; Mycosphaerellaceae. The coding region runs from base 1 to 1407 and encodes 468 amino acids. The record is from RefSeq and is a predicted model, not a curated record. Gene Ontology annotation, molecular function: histone binding; nucleosome binding.